This is a messenger RNA of Drosophila innubila, 2414 nucleotides long. It is a transcript of the gene emp, whose product is annotated as scavenger receptor class B member 1. Gene Ontology annotation, cellular component: cytoplasm; membrane. Bases 178 to 1746 code for a protein of 522 amino acids. The transcript is spliced from 7 exons. Lineage: Eukaryota; Metazoa; Arthropoda; Insecta; Diptera; Drosophilidae. Gene Ontology annotation, molecular function: scavenger receptor activity. The record is from RefSeq and is a predicted model, not a curated record.
GCUGUUGCGCUGGCUAAACAUCUUUUCAGUGUGCGCGCAUUUCAAGUCUUCAGUUUCUCAGCGGCUUUGCUAGCGUACAAGUCGUUGCUUUUUAGCCGUAAAUCCGUUUUAGCCGUUGCCGUUGCCGUUUUAGCCGUUGCCGGUUGAGAACCCGAAGGCGAUUUACACGUUGACAACAUGAACGGACCCAAACACAAACUCUGCACAAAAUUAUCCAGCACAUAUCUGCGCAAAUGGUGGAUCACAAUUGCAAUUGGUGCAGUGCUGAUAAUUGGAGGCGUUUUGGUGGCCUGCCAAUUCACGGCGUUGAUCAAUGUCGUCGUUGAUCGGAUGAUAGCGCUACGUGUGGGAACCAAGACCUUUGGAUGGUGGGCCAAGCCUCCAGUGGAGCCCCGCAUCAGUUUGUAUGUGUACAAUGUGACAAACGCCGACGAUUUUCUAAGCAACGGGUCCAAGGCCAUUGUUGAUGAGGUGGGACCCUAUAUUUACAGCGAGACAUGGGAAAAGGUGAACAUUGUGGAGAAUGACAAUGGAACGCUGAGCUAUAAUCUGCGCAAGAUUUACAAGUUCCGUGAAGAUCUGUCCGUUGGACCCGAAGACGAUGUGGUUAUUGUGCCCAACAUUCCCAUGCUGAGUGCCACCUCACAGAGUAAACAUGCAGCCAGAUUCCUCCGCUUGGCAAUGGCAAGUAUCAUGGAUAUAUUGAAGAUCAAGCCAUUUGUGCAAGUCUCAGUGGGCCAAUUGCUGUGGGGCUAUGAGGAUCCAUUGCUGAAACUGGCCAAGGAUGUGGUGCCCAAGGAACAGAAGUUGCCCUAUGAGGAGUUCGGUCUUCUCUAUGGCAAGAAUGGCACCUCAUCGGAUCGUGUGACGGUCUUCACGGGCGUCGACGAUAUCAAGCAGUAUGGCAUCAUUGAUAGGUUCAAUGGACGGACACAUUUGCCGCAUUGGACCUCGGAUAACUGCAAUCGUCUUGAUGGUACCGAUGGCUCCAUAUUCCCGCCCCACAUCGAGAAGAGCCGCAUCCUGGAGGUCUACGACAAAGAUCUGUGCCGUCUGCUGCCCUUGGUGUUCGAGAAGGAGGUGAUGACCACUAACGAAGUGCCCGGCUAUCGGUUUACCCCACCCGAGUGGGUUUUCGCCGAUGUCGAUAGCCAUCCCGACAACAUGUGCUAUUGUCCAGCCGGCAAGCCAUCCUGUUCCCCGAAUGGACUCUUCAAUGUGUCGCUCUGUCAAUACGACUCACCCAUUAUGCUGAGCUUCCCACAUUUCUAUCUGGCCGACGAUAGUUUGAGGACUCAAGUUGAAGGCAUUUCUCCACCAACAAAGGAGAAGCAUCAGUUCUUCUUCGAUGUGCAGCCUAAAAUGGGCACCACAUUGAGUGUGCGAGCUCGAAUUCAAAUCAAUCUGGCGGUCAGUCAGGUGUUUGAUAUCAAGCAGGUGGCCAACUUCCCAGACAUCAUCUUCCCCAUUUUGUGGUUCGAGGAGGGCAUCGAUAAUCUGCCCGACGAAGUCACGAAUCUGAUGAGAUUCGCUGAAACAAUUCCGCCCAAAAUCCGUGUCGGUCUCAUUGUGGGACUCAGUGUUCUGGGCGUGGCAUUGUUGGUCCUCUCCACCUUCUGUUUGAUCCGCAACUCGCACAGGCAGAGCACACUGCAUCUGGAGGCCUCGAAUUAUCUGGCCACCGCUCAGGUGGACAUGAACAAGAAACAGAACAAGGAUAACACUCCAAGCAAUCCACGAUAUUGAUCUGAGAUCGGCGAUCUGCAGCUCUCCUUGGUUUAUUGUCUCUUAGGGCCUUAGGGCACUUUUAGUUUUAAAUACAAAAUUUAUGCUAGUUACGCAAAUGCGGAUACGAGUGCGGAUGCGGAUGUGGUUGCGAAUGAGUUGUAAUCUAGAACAAUAUGGAGCUGGGAAGACUUAUAUGUACACGUGUAUGUACUUAUUGUAUAUUGUAUAUGUUUUGGUAGAAACUCGUUAUUAAGUACUUAACUUUAAUCAUUACUGAGCUUUCAAAGUGCAUUAGCCUAUAGUCUGUCCAACGGUCGUGAUCGCUAUAAGUCUCAAGAAAAGAAAACACAAAAACCCAUUAAUAACUUGGCCAAAAUCUUAACAAACACAAAAACGAGAAUGAAAACAAAUUGUGCGAUAUUCCAAAUAAGUCACAAAAGUUCUACCUGAAGUUCCGUCCCCGCAUUUCAAUGUGCUUGAUUAGACCUAAAAAAUGGAUUAUUUACGAAUACGGACUGGCGAACUUCCCGAACUAAAAUCAAUCAAUCAAUAAUAUAAUAUAAUAUCAAAUAUAUAUUAAGAAUAUAUAUGUAAAACUAAUGUAUAUCGUAUCUAUAUCUGUAUAAUGUAUAUGACUUUAAUGUGUACAAUAAAUUACGCUAUUAUUUUAAUUAGGCACAUAAAAA